Molecule: messenger RNA, 464 nt
Organism: Aspergillus caelatus
Lineage: Eukaryota; Fungi; Ascomycota; Eurotiomycetes; Eurotiales; Aspergillaceae
Exons: 1
Coding region: 161-418 (85 amino acids)
Source: RefSeq, a predicted model, not a curated record
GGGAUUAGAAGUGUCCGGCGUUUUGUGCCUCUAUCUCCUCGUUGAUCAUAAACCUCUUAUGUUGGUGUCAUUCCUGAUAAUUUACCUUGGACAUGAUACAGUUCGAUUUGUUUUGGGCCCCGGGUUUCCUUUUCAGGUGUGGUUAUGAAAUGUUCCGAGCAUGUUGGACUUUUUCUGUUCUUGUCCGAUUGGUCGUUGGAGUUACUUUUUUAAUACCCCUCGCACGUUGUGGGAAAAAGGCAUCUGGAUAGACUUUCGUUCUGGUUAUUGUGUCGUUUUCUGUGGGACCAGCAUGUACACAGUUUCUUUCUCCUUGCCUUUGAUUAUUUCCUUUUGUUCGCCGGUUUUCCCUUACUGCUUUGCGAUCUGUUACAAUUAUACCCCAGUUACCCACUUCCCCUACCUAACCUUACGUUGAUUGCCUUACACUCCCAGUGUGCCAUAUGAUGUUUCUUAUGCACUCA